CAAAGCCCGUCACACAAUUUAAUUAAUUUACUGUUUGGAAUUCUUACAUUAAAAUGAUCCAGCAUGAACUGUGAUCCAUAGUACCGCGAUAUGACAUGGCUGUCGGUGUUGUCCGUGGGCCAGUACCUCACAUGGAUAUCCAUCCGUUUGCUUUUAGUGGUUUUGUUUACUCUCAUCGAACAUGAGGACGUACUGUUUAUCGUUUAAGCUGCGUGACAGCUCUCCUUUUAUGAAAGAUGCGAUGCCGUAUUUGGCAAGAUAGGCCGUUUUGUUUUCACCUCAGGUGAACGACUUGGCAAACUCAGAAUCUGGGAACAUAGCAGCUAAGUCCCCCUAAUGUCCUCGUUCGAUUUGAAGGAAUUAUGUCUGCUCACCGUGUGGAGAACCCACAAUACCUCCGCCUUCUGGGUUUCUGGUGGCGACACAAAGCCGGUUAACACCGUCUGAUGUGAAGUACUAGCCACGGAUACUGAACUUUUCAGUCCACUUCUUUCAAAUAAUACGGGCAUCGGUGUAGUCCCGCAAGCUGCCAGGGAGUAUCGGAUAUAUUUCUGAGACCUCAUGUGGGACUCAAGAGCUUUUGCUCCCAUGGUCCCUAGUAUGAAUGCCUUUCGGGAUAAACGACACCUUGCCUCGUAGUCAUCUGCCUUCUCCAACCACCCCCGGAACUUAUCCUCCUCAAACCAUUUCUCAUUGAAUUUGCACCGUCCCAUCCUGAAAGUAGCGCAAGUUGGCCUGAUGAUGUCAACCUUCACUAGCUAAAAUUAGCGCCAGCAAGUUAGCCUACUGAUGACUGAUGUCAACGUUAACGUAACGUAAAACUCCUGAAAAUGCCGUAAUUAAAAGACGCACUAGGUGAUUUGUUGGGUGCGACAAUUUCCCUGAGUCUUAAAAAACCCUCUGCAAAAUUUAAUUCCUAGAGCAAAUUUACAGUAAAUUUAAGACAAUUUAUGGCAAUUUAUAAUUUCACACAAAAAAAAUUAAGACUUUUUAAGGACCCGCGGGAACCAUGUGAUUAAACUGAUACAGCGUUCAGCCCAGUCAUUCUUCAUUUUUGUCCUCUCAUAGGACAGAUUAUUUUCAAACAAUGUAAAAUAUUACAUACUUAAUGUUAUGUUUCUCUCCUGUUGUUCAUUUUAAUUAAUUAAUUAAUUAAAGUCCAUUUCAGUUUGAUUAAAUGUUGUGUCAUUCAUUCAACCCUGUUACAGUGUGUUCAACUCUGUUACAGUGUGUUCAACCCUGUUACUUGAUAUAUUUUCAUAUAUUUUUGGAAAAUAAUAACAAAUAUUAGAUAAAUGUUUGUUGAACUGUAUGCAAAGUUUGGAGGACAAGUAGAAAAUAUAGGAAAGUCGUAUCUAAUGUUUAUGUUAAAGUAUAUUUUCAGGAUUUAUGAAGACCGCUUGUACAGUAAGUUGCCAUAUCCUACUUGAAAGUUAAAUUAUCAUUAUUUAGAUAUUAUAAAAUAUACUUACAAAAAGUCAUUCUACACAAGGGACAGGUGAUUUACCUUGAUACUGGAAGAAUUAGUUUGAAUAUGUUUUAAAUUAUACUCAUACAGGAAUCAAAUUGUCCCGUUACGGGGUUGAAUUUAUAACAAUCUAAGUGCCAAAGAAACUCCUAAUAAUGUUUGGGAUUUCAUGCCUAAGGUGGGAAAAUGUAUUUUCACAGAGGUUCAAAUAGUCCUUCAUCAGAUGCAAUGUUCAGAAACCCAAUUUUUUGUGGUAUAUUUGUCAGUAACCAGAGAACCCAAUGUGCACCGAAUUCAGAGAAUCACCCAGCUGCCAUCAGCGAGGACCAUGAGCCAAACUGGCCAAAAUAUGAUAUGACGAUCAUCAGAACUUGUGACAACUACAAAGAUGCCUGUAGGAUUAUGGAGCAGUAUCAGACCGGCUGCAACACCUCUGAUCUACAGUCUGAGGCAGAGCAGGAGUGCGGGCCACCAGAUAAGAGACAAAGGAGGCCAGUCCAUCGUUUCGGAAACCCUGACCAGAGCGAAGAAGAUGUGGAAGAUAUAGUGUCUCAGUUGGAAGCACUACCAGUGCUUCCACGCCCAAGCCAAUUGCCCCGGCAGACUCCACUAUCUCGCCGAGUGCCAGGCAGUAUAUUCAGUCCUCCUCAACCUGGAGAAAAUUGUCCAGCACCUCACCAUGGGGCAGGACUGCAUCACCCUGCACCCGCUUUGAACAUGCAGAGAGUUACUCAAGUUGCUGUGAGGAAAAACGUGGUGACACGGUCAGCCACCGACGCGGAGGUCACCAAACACGCCAUCAGGUGGUUCAACCUGGCGUCGGAUCGAGCGGCGAGGAGACGUGUCCCUCCUCCAUCCACUCAUUUGACCCAAUGAAUAACAAUUAAACAAUCUUUUGAUUG
Gadus morhua (Atlantic cod) is the source of this 2370-nucleotide messenger RNA. RefSeq lists its product as uncharacterized. Lineage: Eukaryota; Metazoa; Chordata; Actinopteri; Gadiformes; Gadidae. The transcript is spliced from 6 exons. The coding region runs from base 1655 to 2344 and encodes 229 amino acids. The record is from RefSeq and is a predicted model, not a curated record.